Symbiodinium sp. CCMP2592 is the source of this 5193-nucleotide messenger RNA. NCBI's taxonomy places the organism in Eukaryota, Dinophyceae, Suessiales, Symbiodiniaceae. The record is from the annotation of a GenBank genome assembly.
AUGGUGGCAGGCCAGUAUGGAACCGCAUACCUCGUGUCCUGGGACGAGGAGAAAUGUGGAGAAGAGCGAAAGGGCCAGUACAAAGAUGGAGACCAGGCUGUCGCCAAAGUGGUGGGACUCGAGUUCCUUCCGGAGAAGGAGCACAACUUCGCCUUCCAGGAAGUGGAGCUCAUGAGGGCUCUGCGCCACCCCCAUAUCGUGGCACUCCGAGACCAUUUUCUGACAGAGGCCAGCUUAGAGCUCGUCAUAGUCAUGGAGUUUUGCGACAGCGGGGACCUCCGAGGGGAGGUCAAGCGACGGACACAGGCGAAGCCACCCAACCUACUUCCAGAAGCCACCAUCAUGACUUGGUUCGUGCAGAUGACACUAGCGCUCAACUACAUGCAUCAGCGUCAUAUCCUUCACAGAGAUCUCAAAAGUUCCAACGUUUUCCUGACAACCGCACCGUCUGGCAACGGCGACUAUGAUGUCCGGAUUGGGGAUUUCGGCAUCUCCCGGGUCCUCGAGGGCACGGUCGACGUUGCGGCAACUGUCGUCGGAACACCGUACUACAUGUCUCCCGAGGCUUGUCGGCAGAUCCAUGGAGACCCGAAGAACCACAGCAUACUUCUUCCAGACAUCUUAGCGCAGCAUGAAAUCAACAAGUGUUUCAUCCUUGGAACAUUCGCAGGUGUGCCCGCAGGUGCCACCUUGGCUGUCGGAGAUGCGGCUGUCAGUUGCCGAACACCUUGUGGCCUUUAUCGCCGGCUGCGUCUUGAGACCACUGGCACCUAUCAGCUGCAGGAGCCCCAAGGUGCUGGCUGCCUCUGCGGCGCGGUGAGGCUGAGAUUGCAAGAGCCUCCCAUCCGGCUCAUGCACUGUCACUGCAGCAUGUGCCGGCGACAGGGCGGUGGUGCCUUCAUGACCUGGGCCGCAUACCCGGAUUUGGCGAUCGAGGUGCUUCAAGGCCGCCGAGCAUUGCGAAGGUUCAACAGCUCUGACUUUGCCAGCCGCACGUUUUGUCCGAAAUGCGGUUCCACAAUUGCUUUGAAUUACCACGGACAGCUCGGCACCACUUGGCUUGCUGCUGGCAUGAUUGACGGUGACAUCGGAUGUUGCCCGGACAGCCACAUCAUGCUCAACUACAAGGCACCUUGGUUCGACCUGACCGAGCACGUGCUGCAUCGGCCAAAGGCAGCUCCAAAGCCGCCGGUCAAGUCUUCCAUGGAGAACUUAAAGAGAGUUGAACCAGAACCUGUUCAGCCCAUCAUAGAGGAUCAGCCGGUUCGGCGAGAAUGGCAUGCACCGCCUUUCGUUUCGACACCAGCACCGCAGCAUACGCUGGCGGAGGGCGAGCUCAGGGUGCGGGUACUACUCAGCCGCGUUCGCAGGGGCCUGUCGGCGCGUCGACAGAACUGGCUUCAGGUAUUCGCCAGCUUCGAUAGGAAAGGCGACGGGCAGCUAAAGGAAGCUGAGUUCGAGCGGGCCGUGACUUCCAUGGCUCUGGGGCUCAGUGACCAAGAAAUUCGCGAGGCCCCUAUGAACAUGCGACCACAGUGUAGGAUUUGCUGCAGGCAAUUGUGGGCAGCGUGUUUGACAUCUAGAGAGCGGCAUGUGCUGGUGCCGCAUGCUGCGCCGUUUAUAGCCAGUCGCCCAGCAGCUCAUGCAGGAGCGGCCAUAUGGUUUGACAUGUUCGACUUCGAGGCCAUGGAAGUAAAUGGUGCAGUCGGCCAAGCUACCAGGCGGGGAGCAGAAGAUGUGGACAAAGAUGGAAACACUGCGCUGCAUCGACUUCUGGCCGCUGCAUCACAGAGUGGAUCGGAGACAGCGACGGACCCGGUGCGGCGCAUGCUGAGUGCGAGGGCAGACGUCAAUGUCUCCAAUGCUUUGGGAGAGACGCCACUUCUGUCGCUGUUGAGGGCCUCUGGGGAUCUGAAUUCCACGCGGGCUUUGUGCACCAUUUUGCUGCGGGCAAGAGCGGACCCGAAUUGCAGUGACUCCAUCACGGGCGAGUCGGCUUUGAUGGAAGCUGCAUGUCUGGGUGACAGGAGCUUGUGCCUCUUGCUGCUUCAGGCCCAAGCGGACAUCAGUCAAUGCAAUUCUAACGGGCAGCAGGCAAGCGAUGUUGCCAUAGCAGCUGGCCAUUCGGAAUUGGCACAGCUAUUGGCCAAAGGCACAGGAGCUGAUGAGCGAAACGAUCCGGCUGCAGCCGAGCUUGGCAUCCGGUCGUCGCCGCGUGAACAGCAGGACCUGCCACAAGACCCUGGCGCAACAGCAGAAAGCUCCGUGCCACCACAGCGACCGAAAGGGCGACCUCGAGGGCGCGGGGCACUCUCCGGUGCCAUGCAGAAGCGCUGCGAGGAACAUGGCGUUCCGCUAGAUGUUCUGGGGCUGGUAGCUUCAAGUGAGCUCCUGAAGGAGAUAGAUCGAUGGCAGACGCUGACUGAAGCAGAGCUGGCUUCGGAGUGGGAGGCCCACGGCAUGGAGACGGAGACCGAGAGCAUGAGGCCCCGGGAUGAGUUGGAAGCGCGACUUAAGCAGCUACGACUUUGGCGUUUGCUGCCCAUGGAGGCACUUCAAGAUGCCUGCCGACGCGAGGCUGGGCAUCUGGUGACUGCGGACGAGGGCCCGCUUUCGCGGCAAGAGCUAGUGGAGGCUCUUCAAGUGGCGACGUGGGGCGGGCUGACGCGGCUUCAGAGAACUAGGAAACGCUGUGCCGAGAAGGGCAUCCCCGACAAGAAGCUGGAAAAUCGCGAAAGGGCUGAGCACAUACUGCAAGAGUUCGAGAAGUUGGAGAACAUGAAAGAAGCAGACCUCAUCAGACAGUACAAGGGCAAAGGCUUUGCCCACGAUGCGGACUUGAGCCAGGAUGAGUUGCUGUCUGCCUUGAAGGAAUAUGUGCUUUUUCAGGAGAUGUCGCUGUCGCACCUUCGACAGAUCUGCAAAGAGAAGAACUUGGCCAUCAGGGGCGAGCACCGGCGCACAGAGCUUAUUGCCUUGGUUACAGCUGACAGCUGGCAGCGCUUUCAGAUUCCUGUCCUCAAGAUGCCAAGUACUCUCGUGGCGCAGGGAUUGCUGGAUCAAGUUCAACGAUUCCAGAAGAAGGAGCUGCCGCAGUUGCGCCAUGAAUGCCGAAAGCGGAACUUGCCUGCGGAGUCCCAUCCACGCAAACAGGACUUGAUAAAUCGAUUGCGGAAUCACUUGGUCUGGUCGCAGAUGACAACGGAUGGUCUGCGGGAGGAAUGCCAAGCCAGAGAAGUGAAGUUCCAGACUGUGCAGGUGGCCUCGAAUGCGUCUCACAUGUUGAAGAUGCAUGCAGAGAGAGCUGAGAAGAAGGAAAUGAUUGAUGCUUUGCAUUCCUGGCUCGUAACCGAGAUGCUUGAGCUGAAGGGCAUUCCUGUCAAAACCGUGGGGCAUGAAGUUGGCUUGGGCAUCUUCACGGAGGUUGAGCGCUACGAAUCUAUGCCGGCGUCUCUACUACAGGCAGAGUAUGCGACGCUUGGGAUGCCCAGUGAGCCCAACCUCGACGACAAGGAGCUUCUGAGGCGAUUGAAGCAAGUACUUAUUUGGUCACAGCUUUCGGUUGAUGAGCUGGUAAAGGAAUGUGAGGCGAGGGAGCUCAGUUCUGGUGGCUUUCCCAACCGGCCCAGCGAAGCAGACAAGAUCCAAGUGCUGAUGGACCGACUUAUACUCAGCCUUGGUGUGGAUGGAUGGGAAAAACAAGGCAUCCCGGUCUAUCGGCUAACCAGCCUGGAGGCAGCCAUUGUCAUAGUCGAGGAACUUGGCCGGCUGGAGGCUGCAAAGCAGGCAGAUGUCAGCGCAGCGUACCGUUUGCUGGGCCUGCCACCUGAAGCCCUGGACAAAGCAGCGAUGAUCUCCCGAUUGAAGCACUAUCUUGUCUGGCAAGAGCUCCGGCCAGCAGAGCUCCGCAAGGAGUGUCUCAAACAUGGCAUCUCUGCACUGGGAGAUCCUGAGGAGCUUAUUGCGCUGCUUGUCUUGAAGAAUUGGGGCGUGCUGCCAGAAGACUGGGAGGCACCAGACCCUCCCGACUGGUCACGUUUCGAGCCACCACCGCGGCGACAAAGUCCAGCUCCUGCUCCGCCUUCAGCCAAAGUCGCUGCAGCCUUCCGCGAGUGGCUCGGCUGGGACUGGAGCUGUCAGCAAGCCAUGAACAGGUUCGGAAGGCAUAUCGCAAGCUGGCUCUACAACACCACCCGGACAAAAAUCCUGGACUGCAUCAAGACCAGGCACUUCACUGGACAUUCGAUGCCAAGCCCAGCGGGAAUCCGGAAUGCCGUGAUCUCUGAGCCCUGGGAUUGGCAACCAGAGCUGGAGCUCCAGAAAAGGCAAAGGCAAGAGGCAGCAGCAUGGCCCAAGCGAGUGGAGGACUGGGCGAAGCUGCUGCUGAACGAACUUGCGCAGAAGGCCAUGACCGAGGACGACGCCGAGAUCUCAAUCGAUGACACGUUUGUGAUAUUUCUAGGGCCAAAGCUCGAGACGUGUAUCCUGGAGCUCAGGUGCGAAUUCACAGCCGGCUUGCAAAGCGCCAUGGGUGCAAAGCUGAAUGGGUGUGAAGGCAUUGUGGAGACCUGGAAUGCUGCAACUUGCCGCUGGAAUGUCCGGAUUGCAGGAGUUGGUGUCAAGUCCAUUCGCGAUGAGCACCUUGAGCAGCUCAAUCCUGGAGCAUUCGGCGCACCGAAAAUGCCUGCAUCUUCCACAGGAACUGAUACGAUAGCCAUAUAUCGACUUCUUUGCAAAGACGGUGUCACUGCAGUUCAUGAGAGCGACUUCCAAGCGGUCGUGCAGCGCCUUCUCCCUCAAAGUGAAGAGCAGCACAAAAAGCUCCUGUGGCUGCUGCCAAAGUGCCCUGAUGGCAAAGUGGACGUUCCCGAGGCCCUAUCACAGCUCGAGAAAGGAUUCGAUCAGACUACGCAGCCCGGUGCAACUUUGGCGGGAGGAGUGGGACGAGCUCCUGUUGCAGCGGGUGGUCCACCUGUACCGUUGGUUCCUGGUCCACUGAACCCCGCACAAGGGCGUCCUCGCAACACUGGGCUGAGAGGGCCAGGGGGUUUGCCCUCUCCCAUGGCCCCGAACCCGACUUCCUGUUCAAGCAAGCUACGCACGAGAGUCUUCUGUCAGCCUCCACCAUGCUGGAUUGCCUUUUCGGCUUUUUCGUGGGCACAGGCAUUGGGGCGUACAAAUCAGCUCAGUUGA